Molecule: messenger RNA, 4518 nt
Organism: Xiphophorus maculatus (southern platyfish)
Lineage: Eukaryota; Metazoa; Chordata; Actinopteri; Cyprinodontiformes; Poeciliidae
Gene: phactr4a
Product: phosphatase and actin regulator 4A-like
Exons: 15
Coding region: 353-3802 (1149 amino acids)
Biological process (GO): neural crest cell migration; actin cytoskeleton organization
Molecular function (GO): actin binding
Source: RefSeq, a predicted model, not a curated record
UCAGUGUGUAAUCUAUCUUCGGAGGUUAACGUCCAAGUAUCCAUUGACAACAAAUUGUCGACAGAAUAAGUGUGAAUACUUUAUUUUAAAGUACGCGGAAGAAGUUUGCGGAAUAUUCAGCGGAUGUGUUUACGCUGUACUUUUGCCCUCCUGUUCUCAAAGUUAGUUUUGUGACUUAAUUAGACUGAAACCUAAUUCGUGGGAGCUUGUUCCGCCUUGUGCUCCCUGUAGGUCAUGGACAGCAGCGAGGAGUGUCAGGAGUAACCAGGACGCCGGUGGGAAACGCGUCUCCACAUCUCCACACAGUUAAAGUACUAGAAAAGGUACUAACGGCUGAGUUUUGGACACUGUAAUGGAAAAACCUGAUGAUAAGGUCGACUUGCAACAGAGCACACCAGGGUCUGAAGAAGGAAACUCUGGAGGAGGAGCACCCCCAGCAAAGCGGAAAAGCAAAUUUUCCAUGGGAAAGUUCCUCAAGCCCUUUAGAUUUAAGAAGAAGAAGCCAAGUGAGAAGUUCUCUGAAACAUCUAAAGAAUUGGAAAGAAAGAUUUCUGUCAGAAAAUCUCGCAAUGAGCUGAUUGCUAGAGGAGUUUUAAAAGAGAUCCCUGAAAAUGGGAGCAACAAUGAAAUCCACCUCAAAGAUCCACCAGUUAAAAAUGGGCACCCUGUACAAACAGAUGCCGAUAAGGUGUCAGAAAUGGAAUAUCAAAAGGCUGACAUCAAGGCAAAUCCCAUGAGGUAUACUCAAGGAGAAGACCGUCGCGCCAGAACACCAUUGGACUCUGUGCUUAUCCGGGCGCCUCUGGAUGUGGACAGAUAUGCAAAGUUGCCCAUGGAUGUAGACAGACGAAGCCGCAUUCCCUUGGACUAUGAUAGAAGAGGGUCUGACCCUCCACAAGAUGAUAGACCCAUUAAAGACAAGAAGAGGGAUGGCCAAGAUGGCCAAGCCAUUCGGGAAAGGAGGGAUCGAGACAACAAGGAGAGGAGGGAUCAAGACGACAGGGAGAGGAGGGAUCGGGAUGACAGGGACAGGAGGGAUCGUGAUCCGGACGAGAGGGAGAGGCGGGAUCGUAAUCCUGACGAGAGGGAGAGGAGGGAUCGAGAUGAGAAGGACCGGAGAGAUCAUGAUCGGGACGAGAGGGACAAGAGAGAUCGUGAUCGGGACGAGAGGGGGAAGAGGGACCGCGAUCGGGACGAGAGGAGGGAUCAGGAUGAGAGGAGGGUUUUUGAUCGGGACGAGAUGGAGCGCAGAGAUCGGGACGAAAGGGAGAGGAGGGAUCGGGACGAGAGGGAGAAGAGAGAUCGGAAUAGGGAGGACAAGGAAAAGAGAGAUCGUGAUGAAAGAGAAUGGAGGGAACGGGAGCAGUAUGAAAAGGAAAAGAGAGAGCUUGAUGACAGAGAAAGAAAAGACAACAAAGAGCGAUGGCUUGAGCGUGACAGGAAGGAGAAUAGAGACGAUAGAAAAGAUGAUAAAGUAAGAGAAGAUAGGGACAGGAAUUAUGCUCAGGUGGAGAGAGGUGAUAUCAGGGACAAACGGGAAGACCGGAUUAAGGAACAGGGAGAUGAACGUGAGAAAAUGGACAGAAUCUUGCCUGUCCCACGUUCAGUCCAUGACAUGGACUUGCGACCUCCAAUGCAGCGAAGCUCCUCAGAUGAUGACAAGAAAACUAUAUUGAGCGUUGAACGAAGUUCCACGCUACCCAGAUAUAAACCAGGAGUCGAAUUCCGUGACCGCUCAGAGUCUGUCGGUGUCCGAUUGAUCCCUGACCAUUCCCCGGAGCAAGAUUCCCAAAAACAACUACCCCUACCCAAGCAAGCUUUGGUUCCCUCUAAAUUCCCCACUGGUCAUCUUUCCAAGUCCACUUGUUCGACCCUGUCCUUCUCUUCCUCGUCUUCUACCUCCUCCAGCUGUUCUGUUGAAGCUGCAAUUGUCAAGCCCCCAAGAACUGUCUCUCUCGUAGUAAUUGACCAACCUCAGCUGACUCUUCCUGGUGCUCCUCCCCCUGUUCCACCCCACACAAAGCAGCCCCCUGUCUCCCCCCAUGUCCAGCAGCCCCCUGUCCCUCCCCAUGUCCAGCAGCCCCCUGUCCCUCCCCAUGUCCAACAACCUCCUGUCCCUCCCCAUGUCCAACAACCUCCUGUCCCUCCCCAUGUCCAACAACCUCCUGUCACUCCCCAUGUCCAACAACCUCCUGUCACUCCCCAUGUCCAACAACCUCCUGUCCCUCCCCAUGUCCAACAACCUCCUGUCCCUCCUCAUGCUCAGCAGUCCCCUGUUGUUUUCAAGCUACCUCCUGUGCCUCCACCUAAACCCACCAACCGCAACAGCAAUCCUCCAGCGCUUGCUUCCUCCCUGAACAGGGCGCCUCAGGUCAGGCAGCCGUGCUCCUGGAGGGGCUCGGGACUUGAGCAGAGCCGGGCCGGCCUCUACCUCUCUCUGCCCGUGUACCUACGCCACAGGGCUGACCGGACCCGCUCAGCUGAGUUCUCUCAGGCCAGCGGCGGCUUGAACACCGUCAUUGCUCCUGCUAAGCGCUCCCCACCAAUCCCACCCAAAAGGACGACCCCCGUCAACAAGCACUACUCUGUAGACCCAUCCCUCCCCACUCAGGUUCCCGAGCCGCCCUCUGUUAACCCUGCAGUGCCCCUUGCCGUCCCUAAAGGUGGAAGCAGUGAGGACAGGACGCCCAUGACUGUCCCCCAGAGGAUGGCGGAGGCCGCGCUCCCGCUGCCCGCCCACAUACCCCCUUCUCCUCCCAGGGUGAAGUUGCUCCGUCCACCUCCCACCUCGUUUGCCGGGGCUGUUCCCGUCAUCCAGACGGACCUCCCCACCCCGACCAUGGAGCUGCCCGGCCAGCCUCCGGCCGUCCCGCUGCACAUCCUGAUCAAGAGAGCUCUGAACAGCCCUGGCGCAGUCCAGCCUAACCCUGAGGGAUCCCAGAGGGCCCACUCACUGCUCUUUGAGCUUUCCUCAGAGGUCCCUGACGACCCUGAAGAGGCGCUGCUGAACUCGCGUCACUCCCUCCCCGUCUUCAUCGAACCUCUGAGGCUACCAGAGGAUGAUGACUUUGACAUGGAGGAAGAGCUGCAGAAGCUGAAAGCUCAGCGGAUCCCCCAGCAGCCGGAGCUGGAACCCCGGAGCAGGAGGGGCCUGAUCGGAGACCCCAGGGUCACAGCUAUACCCGAACAGGGCGGCCACAAGGACGACUCAGACUCCGAUGGGCCCAUCCUCUACAAAGAUGAUGACGAGGAGGAGGACGACGACGAAGAAGGCCCUGCAAGUGGGCUGGCGAGCCGUGUGCAGAGAAAAGACACGCUGGCUCUGAAGCUGGAGAGGCAGGAGAAAUAUGAGCGAGAACAGAGGGAAGGCCAGGAGAACCAGGAGGGGAUGAGCUGGAGCAACAGGGAGCAGUGGGUGGCUGUGAGGAACAAGAUCGGCACCACGCUCACACGGCGGCUGAGUCAGAGACCUACAGCGGAAGAGCUGGAGCAGAGAAACAUUCUUCAAGCCAAGAACGAAACGGAUCGACGGCUGGAGCGAUCCGAGAUCAAACGGAGACUCACCAGAAAGCUGUCUCAGAGGCCCACGGUGGCUGAGCUGCAGGCCAGGAAGAUCCUGCGUUUCCACGAGGACGUGGAGUCCACUCACGCCGAGGACUACGACCGGAGAGCCGACAAGCCGUGGACCAAACUCACUCCUGCUGACAAGGCUGCCAUCCGCAAGGAGCUCAACGACUUCAAGAGCACAGAGAUGGAGGUCCAUGAAGAAAGCAAGAUCUACACCCGAUACCACCGGCCCUAGCUGCUCACAUCAUCAUGUAAAGCACUUCGGAAGCAGCAGCAGCAGCUUGUCCCAUUUCCUCCUGUAACCUGAAGAUGGCGCCAACGCUACCUGAAGAGUCUCAGGAUGGUGUCGGACUGUGGUGGAGUCUGCAGGAGACGGUGGGCCCGGUGGGCCGGUGGGCAUUGCAAUGGCUCAGUGACUGAACCAGAGGGGGUCCCUCACCAUGAGCCGGUUCUGCCUUAACGCUCCUGAACACUGGUACCAGGCUGAGGCCAAACAUGAGACUGGUUCAGAACCAGCCUCUGAUUGACUGUUUUUGUUAAUCACAAUCCCAUAUCACUAUAUGAUUUUUGAUAAGAGCACCUUAUGCUUCCUAACGGGGUUGAAUGAAAACUUAGCCUUUAAUUCUGUGUUUAUAUUUGAGAUUUUUGAAAGCAGGAAAAUGUACAUAUUUUUCUCUUCCUGUCUGUUUUAUGGUACUUUAUAUAUGCUGCUCUAUAGCGGAUGCAGCUGUAUGGAACAAUAAUGUAGAUUUAAUAAACUUUAUAUUGUAAACUACUGACUGGAAAUGCUGACAUGUUUUAAUUAUUUAGUGUUUCUCUGAUGUCAUUUCUGAGCAUUAAAGGUACGGAUCCUUUUUCUUUUUUUGAUACAGAGCCUGUAAGCUGUGUCGUCUGCAAACACUGAAUAACUGAUCGAUCUGAUUAGAAAAUAAAAAAACAAUGAUUUAUGAA